This is a messenger RNA of Cheilinus undulatus (humphead wrasse), 1888 nucleotides long. It is a transcript of the gene slc35f4, whose product is annotated as solute carrier family 35 member F4. Gene Ontology annotation, cellular component: membrane. The transcript is spliced from 7 exons. The record is from RefSeq and is a predicted model, not a curated record. Gene Ontology annotation, molecular function: transmembrane transporter activity. Gene Ontology annotation, biological process: transmembrane transport. Lineage: Eukaryota; Metazoa; Chordata; Actinopteri; Labriformes; Labridae. The coding region runs from base 56 to 1456 and encodes 466 amino acids.
UGUUGAUCAGGGCUCACCUCCGCUCUCUAAGCAUCUCUGUCCGCUCGGACCCGCAAUGAUUAGCACGGAGAGUGUCCAGGAGAGUGGAGAGCAGCCCUGCGUCAGGCUGGAGCCCGCGAAGAGCACGCACUUACCGGGCAAGGCGACGCCGACCGGAGGAAGCAGCGCGGUGUUCACGGGCAGCAGCCCCAAAGUGACGGCCAACGGGGUGCACGACAUCGAGGACCGAAUCUUGAGGAUCACCGGCUACUACGGCUACAACCCGGGCUACUCCAGUCACAGAAGAGAGGACGGCUCUGACUCUCAUGCAGAGACACCAGCCAGCGAGACCAGCGAAGAGAGUCGACCCUUUCAAACAUGUACCAACACAGCUCUGAAGGUGCUGGGUGGCCUGCUGGUGGUUCUGUGCAUCUCCUCCUCCUGGGUGGGCACCACGCAGGUGGUGAAGCUGACCUUCCAGUCAUUCUCCUGUCCUUUCUUCAUUUCCUGGUUCAGCAGCAACUGGAACAUGCUUUUCUUCCCCAUCUACUACUCCGGACAUGCGGUUAUCACACGGGAGAAGCAGACCCCCAUACAGAAAUUCAGGGAGUGCAGUAAGCUUUUUGGUGAGGAUGGGAUGACUCUCAAGCUUUUUGUAAAGAGAACAGCCCCUUUCUCAAUCCUGUGGACACUGACCAACUACCUGUACCUCCUGGCCUUGAAGAAGCUGACCGCCACUGAUGUCUCUGCCCUCUACUGUUGCCACAAGGCCUUUGUCUUUCUCUUGUCCUGGAUCGUUCUUAAGGACCGGUUCAUGGGUGUUCGGAUUGUGGCCGCCAUUAUGGCCAUCACAGGUAUUGUAAUGAUGGCGUAUGCUGAUGGUUUCCAUGGGGAUUCCUUUGUGGGUGUGGCAUUAGCUGUGGGGUCGGCCUCCACAUCAGCACUCUACAAGGUGCUGUUUAAGAUGUUCCUGGGCAGUGCCAACCUUGGAGAAGUGGCUCACUUCCUCUCAACUAUGGGCUUCUUUAACCUCAUCUUCAUCUCCUGUGUGCCCCUUAUCCUCUACUUUACUAAAGUAGAGCACUGGGGCUCACUGUCAUCACUGCCCUGGGGAUACCUGUGUGGACUGGCAGGACUGUGGCUUGUGUUCAACAUCUUGGUCCAUGUUGGUGUGGUGCUGACUUACCCCAUCCUCAUUUCUAUAGGGACUCUGCUCAGUGUGCCAGGAAAUGCUGCCGUAGAUGUUUUGAAACAUGAGGUGAUCUUCAGCGUGGUUCGCCUGGCAGCUACCUGCAUCAUCUGCCUUGGUUUCCUGCUCCUGCUGCUGCCAGAGGAGUGGGACUCGGUCACGCUGCGGUUCCUGGCUACCAUCGCAGACAAGAAGUCGGAGGACCACGGCGAGGAGCUGACGGAGUCCAGCGUCCACACUCGAAGCCGCAGUCGAGCCAAUGGCACGGUCUCCAUCCCCUUGGCAUGACACUGCUAGAAGACCUCUCUGCUCAUGUUCCUCUGUCCGCUUGGACUCUGUCAGGAAGGCAGGAAGUGUUGUCUUGAACUUGACUCUUCAGUCUGGAGAUGCGUCUCUGUCUCUGCCACUUCACUGCAGGAGGGGAAAACAAGAACUUUUAUGGAUGUUACAAGCUGAAAGGGUGGAAAGUGUUAUUUACUUUCUUGAAAUACUUGCCACGCGCAGUCCUGUUCCUCGCACGCACCUGAACCAAGAGCUGACUGACCUCCCCCGACCUGCUCUGCAGACUGUAUUCUGUGAAUAUAAACAUUGGCAGAGCCACUUUGGCUCAAUCUUAUAGGUAUUUAUGAUAUUUAUUUAGAGCUGUAUCAAUAAGAGUAUCAAUUUUAAGUUUUAUGGAAUAGUAUUAUAUACAAGAAUGGCAAUUAUACUAUGUGUAAU